This is a messenger RNA of Cornus florida, 1490 nucleotides long. RefSeq names its product triacylglycerol lipase 2. The transcript has 9 exons. The record is from RefSeq and is a predicted model, not a curated record. Bases 164 to 1405 code for a protein of 413 amino acids. Lineage: Eukaryota; Viridiplantae; Streptophyta; Magnoliopsida; Cornales; Cornaceae. Gene Ontology annotation, molecular function: hydrolase activity, acting on ester bonds. Gene Ontology annotation, biological process: lipid metabolic process.
GUGAAAAGCCCCUUCCUUUAGCCAGAAAUUCUAUCAAUCAGUUAACAUAUUGUAUAAUUAAAGUUUGUUUUCACAUUCUCUUCCCUCUCUCUCUAUAUAUACACAUCUUAUAUCUCAUAGAGUCAUAGCCUUCACAUAGAGAACCAUCUUGCCAAAGCAAGAAAUGGGUCUCAAUUGCACACCGAGUGUAGCAGUAGUGUUGAGCUUAUGUGCUCUGUUCUUAGUCAUUGAGUCUCAUCCAGCAUUAGGUUCGAACCGUGGUUCAUUCGGCCUAGCUACCGAUGAUGUCACUGCACCACCGGCCGGUAUCUGCUCCGGGGCGGUGAUUUUACAGGGUUACAAAUGCCAAGAGUUUGAUGUGAGAACAGAUGAUGGGUAUAUAUUAAGUGUGCAAAGAAUCCCUGAAGGUCGUGUAGGAGGUGCUGCGAAGAACAAACAACCAGUGCUAUUGCAACAUGGGGUUCUUGUGGAUGGAAUGACAUGGCUAUUGAGUUCUCCGGAUGAAUCCCUGGCAUUGAUCUUGGCUGACAGUGGCUUUGAUGUGUGGAUCGCUAAUACUAGAGGAACCAGAUUCAGCCGCAGACAUGUCACUCUUGAUCCCACUGAUCCUGAUUUUUGGAAUUGGACAUGGGAUGAUAUGGUGACCCACGACCUACCAACUGUUAUUGAUUUUGUGUUCAAACAAACCGGCAACAAGAUUCAUUAUGUUGGCCAUUCCAUGGGAACUUUGAUAGCAUUGGCAGCAUUCUCAGAAGGGAAGCAAAUAGACAAGGUGAAAGCAGCAGCCCUGUUAAGCCCAAUUGCUUACUUGAGCCACAUGACUACUGCACUUGGUGUUGUUGCAGCAAAAGCCUUUGUUGGCGAGAUCACUUCGCUCAUAGGUGUUGCAGAAUUCAAUCCCAAAGGUGAGCCAGUAGCCAACUUCCUCAAAGCUUUGUGUGCUGAUCCAGGUCUAAACUGUUAUGACUUACUAGGAGCACUAACAGGCAAAAAUUGCUGUCUCAAUGUCUCCACCGUGGAUCUCUUCCUGAAGAAUGAACCUCAAUCUACAGCAACCAAGAACAUGGUGCAUUUGGCUCAGACCGUUCGAGAUGGAGUUUUAAAAAAAUACGACUAUGGCAAUGAUAACUUCAACGUGGAGCAUUAUGGUGAAGCCAAGCCGCCUGUUUAUAACCUCUCUAACAUUCCCCACAACCUUCCCCUCUUCCUCAGCUAUGGAGGCCAAGAUGCGCUUUCUGAUGUUCGGGAUGUGGCCACCUUACUGGACAGUCUUAAACUACACGACGAAGACAAGCUAAGCGUUCAGUACAUCAAGGAUUAUGCUCAUGCAGAUUUCAUCAUGGGAGUAUCUGCCAAGGAUAUAGUUUACAACCAAAUUGUAGCAUUUUUCAAACGACAAAAUUAAUCACCGAUCAGCCUCUCAGUCUAAUGUAUUAGAACGGAUUUUUACCCGUUACAUGAUAUAAUGAAUCGUUAUCAAUUCAAUCUCA